This is a messenger RNA of Nerophis lumbriciformis (worm pipefish), 1147 nucleotides long. Its product is annotated as 14-3-3 protein beta/alpha-1-like. NCBI's taxonomy places the organism in Eukaryota, Metazoa, Chordata, Actinopteri, Syngnathiformes, Syngnathidae. The record is from RefSeq and is a predicted model, not a curated record.
CUAGCAACUGGAUCAUGACGUCAUCGUCCCAGAGCGACCCUGCUGCUGUGGCUUUGAUUGGAGGGAAACCCCGUGGAUGAGCGGGAGCCAUCGUCAGCUGUGCGGCCGGGGACUCAGGAGCAGCGCUGUUUGAACCAUUCACCACAGCCCACGCAAGGAGCCAUGGCAGACAAGGAAGAGCAGGUACAGAAGGCCAAACUGGCCGAGCAGGCUGAGCGCUAUGACGACAUGGCAGCCGCCAUGAAGGUCGUGACAGAGCAGGGCAAAAGCGGGCUGAGCAAUGAAGAGCGCAACCUGCUCUCGGUGGCCUAUAAGAACGUGGUGGGCGCCCGGAGGUCCUCGUGGCGGGUGAUGUCCAGUCUGGAGCAGAAGUCGGAGGACAACAACAAGACGGCCCUGGCCAAGGAGUACAGGGAGAAGAUCGAGAAGGAGCUCAAUGACAUCUGCAAGGAAGUCUUGGACCUGCUCGAAAAUCACCUGAUUUGCGAAACCACGCCUGCUGACAGCAAGGUAUUUUACCUGAAGAUGAAGGGCGACUAUUUCCGUUACCUGGCUGAGGUGGCCUCUGGGGAGGACAAGGAGAACAUCAUCCAAAACUCGCAAAAGGCCUACCAACAGGCCUUGGACAUCAGCUACAAAGAAAUGGAUGCUACUCAUCCUAUUCGUCUCGGCCUUGCUCUCAACUUCUCCGUCUUCUACUACGAGAUUGUCAACUCACCAAACCAGGCCUGCGAUCUUGCCAAAAAGGCUUUCGAUGAGGCUAUCGCCAUGCUGGACUCGCUCAACAGCGAAUCCUACAAAGACAGCACCUUGAUCAUGCAGCUGCUCCGUGACAAUCUCAACCUGUGGAUGUCAGACAACCAAGGCGAUGCCGAGGGCGAGGAGGCGGAGACAGAGGCAGAGCCGGCGCAAGAGGCGGCAGCGCCGGCGCAAGAGGCGGCAGCGCCGGCGCAAGAGGCGGCAGCGCCGGCGGCGGCGGCGGCCGACAAGAACUGAACUCUGGAAGAUUAAAGAAAAAUACAUUUACACAUUGUUUUUUUGUUACCUCUCACCAGCCUAAGUUGUGUGCGCGGUUUUAUGUAUGUAUGUAUGUGUGUGUGUGUGUGUGUGUGUGUGCGUGCGUACGUGCACGUACAUGCACACACAA